AUGGAUGUCUCUCAUAAAGAACAAAGGGUCCUUGUUUUGCGAUAUGUCAACAAAGAGGGUAAGCUUAUUGAGCGAUUUCUUAGUGUUGUUCAUGUUAAAGAUACAUCUGCACGGUCACUAAAAGAUGCUAUAUAUUCUUUUAUUUUAGAGCAUAAUUUGAGUUCUUCUCAUAUUUGUAGACAAGGUUAUGAUGGAGCUAGUAACAUGCAGGGAGAACUCAAUGAUCUUAAAAUUUUGAUUAUGAAAGAUACUCGUUCGACAUAUAGUAGCAGGAAGAAGCUUAGAGAUGAUCAAACAGAAAAAUUAGAAGAAUUAUUGAUGUUUGGUGAAGUUCAUACAGGAAGUGAAUUGAAUCAAGAACUUGGACUUCAAAGAGCAGGAGAUACUCAUUGGAGUUCUCAUUUUAAAACAGUGCAUAACUUUAUGAUAUUAUUCUCCUCAAUUAUUCAUGUACUAGGAGUUCUUGUUAAGGAGGGUUCAAAUUACCAAGAGAAAUCAUUGGCAAAGAGUUUAGAAGAUGACAUAAGAUUUUAUGAGUUUGUGUAUACAUUGCAUUUGAUGUUAAAAGUAUUGACAAUUAUACAUGAUUUGAAUAUGGCUUUGCAAAAAAAAGUUCAAGAUAUUGUUACUGCUAUGAACCUUGUUGGUUUCACAAAGAGACGGUUGCAAUCUAUGAGAGAUUCUAAAUGGGGUUCUUUGGUAAAGGAUGUUUCUUUAUUUGUGCCAAACAUGAUAUUGUGA
Molecule: messenger RNA, 741 nt
Organism: Capsicum annuum
Lineage: Eukaryota; Viridiplantae; Streptophyta; Magnoliopsida; Solanales; Solanaceae
Exons: 2
Coding region: 1-741 (246 amino acids)
Source: RefSeq, a predicted model, not a curated record